Messenger RNA from Dissoconium aciculare CBS 342.82, 2990 nucleotides. Its product is annotated as CDC45-like protein. The record is from RefSeq and is a predicted model, not a curated record. The coding region runs from base 247 to 2877 and encodes 876 amino acids. Gene Ontology annotation, biological process: mitotic DNA replication preinitiation complex assembly; double-strand break repair via break-induced replication; DNA replication initiation. Gene Ontology annotation, cellular component: DNA replication preinitiation complex. Gene Ontology annotation, molecular function: DNA replication origin binding; chromatin binding; single-stranded DNA binding. NCBI's taxonomy places the organism in Eukaryota, Fungi, Ascomycota, Dothideomycetes, Mycosphaerellales, Dissoconiaceae. The transcript has a single exon.
ACUACACUGCUGCACUUACGCUUUACCUACAUCAUACUUUUGACGACCCUUGCCGACCUCGACGUGGCUCUCAUAAACAUCUGCUGUUAUUCAUGUAAUUCAACGCACCAUUUUUAAACGACUACACGAUCCGAAAUCACCAUCCCGAACAACGAUCGAGUGCAGAUCGCAUUCUGGCUGAGAGCCAAUUGAAUCGCGCGUUGUCUGUCGGACGACAUAUAUUCUAGACGCUUCGCCUCAAUCACAAUGCAUCUCCCUCGGCAGCAGAUCGCGCAGCUAUACAAUUCCCUCCUCAAGACCACGCACUCUUCCUCGGCACCGGUUCUGAUCCUGACCGCACUCACAGUAGACAGCAUAUGUGCUACUCGGAUAUUAACGAGCCUUCUCAAGCGCGACUACAUCCCUCACACCAUCAAACCUAUAGCCGGCUAUGCUGAUCUAUUACGUGUCGGAGCAGACUCGGUCCUGCCAUUAACACGACAAAGAGGUGGAGAUGGCGGCACGGUGGUGUGCUUGGGCUUGGGUGGAUCAGCGGCCAUGGAAGAAGUAUUAGGACUAGAUGGGGUGGGUGCAGACGGCGAGGCCUCGGGCGUAAGCAUGGAAAAUCACGGCGUCGAGGUCUGGAUUAUCGAUGCCCGACGGCCGUGGAAUCUCGAAAACCUGUUUGGAAAUUCUGCAGCUAUGAAGCGAGAUGAAGCUGGAGUUGUGCGACGUCCUGGCGUGAGCGAUGGCAAAAUUGCACCCAACUACAGACCAGGUCAAGGCGGCGUCAUCAUAUGGGAUGACGACAACAUAGAGCUGGACCUCCAAGUCGAACGAGAAGCGUUUCUUGCACUGCAAGGCAUGCCGGAUAUCACGGAGGCCGAUGUCGGAAACGACGAAGACGAGGAUGAGCAACAGAUGAACAGCUUCGAGGCCAGUGACCCUAGUUCACCCAGCAGCGUAGGCCAGAAACGCAAGCGCCAAGAAGCCGGUGACACAUCCGACGCGGACUUGGAUUCGGAUGACGAAGAUGAGCCAGAGAGACGACGAAGACGGAGCAAUUCUAGCGGGUCCAUUCCGAUACCUUCAUCUCCAGGCGGUAAUCCUCUCUCGGCGCAGUACCACGGUACAUCGACGCCGCCGACAAUGCCAUCCUCACCUCCCAAAGUUCGAGCACCCUCAGAGAAGCAAUUGCGAAGGCAGCUUCUGGCGUUACGGAAGAAGCACGAGAAUACGUUACUUCAGUACUACGGCCGGGGCAGUCAGAUGGCAGAGCCUGUCAGUAGUAUUCUAUACUCGCUGGCAUCGGAACUCGGUCGAGAAGACAACGAAUUUCUCUGGCUGGCAAUCGUGGGCAUCAGCUCAUUAGUAUCAUCUCCGUCAGGCAUCGGAAAGAAGGCGAACCAGGUCCGAGAAGUUCUUCGAGAUGAAGUUCGUCGAUUGAAUCCCGUCCCGCUCGCUGAGCUCCAAAGAUCACAAAGCAGCGAGGCGAUAAUACCUACCACCGCAAGAAGUACCACCGACACAAGCAUUCGACUGUCUCCCGAGCCGAGGUUUCUACUCAUCCGACAUUGGAGUUUGUACGAUGCAAUGCUACACUCGCCUUAUCUGGCAACUCGACUACACGUCUGGUCAGAUUCUGGACGGAAACGACUUCACAAGCUACUCGCCAAGAUGGGCAUCAGUCUGCAGGAGGCCGGCAAAGGAUUCUUACACAUGGACAGCGAGAUCAAGAGAACAUUGCGCAGCAGGAUUCUGAAGUUCGUCGAGCAGUACAACCUCCAUGGUCUGGUCCCUGUCGGUGAUGCACGCUCAGGAAUGGACGAUUGGGGAUUUGUUCGAUCGUGGGGUUGGCGGGGGACGUUGAGCGCCGAAGAUGUCGCCGUCGUAGUCGGCGCUAUCCUCGAGGUGGGAACGGAGAUUCGAGGCAUGACCGAUUUCCACAAGGACAACCGCGUGCACGUCUCCACCAGCUACAACAACCGCAUGCGCAACCCUCCAACACCCCCUCACUCCUCCGACGACGGCCACGAGCGCGAGAAGCCCGACACCACCUCCGACUUCAUCACCCAACGUUUCUUCAAAGCCUACGACGCCCUCGCCCCCGGCUCCGGGCUGAACACGCUCCUCCAAAACCUCGAAGUCGCACAGAACCUCUACAAGGCCAUCCUCCGAGUCGGUUCCGCCAUCAUCAGCAAGCAACAGAUCCGGCACCUGCGCUCCUUCCGCAUGGCCGUCAUCAAAGAAGGCCCCGACGUCCCGCUCUUCACCCACCCCGGCGCCCUCGCCCGCCUCGCCGCCUGGAUCAGCGACGCCAUGACCGUCAUCGAGAGCGAAAAGGGCCGACGCUCGAACGCUCCCGGCGCCAACGCCUGGGUCCUCGCCACGCUCGACGAGGAGCGCGACGUCUUCGUCGUCAUCGGCCUCGGCGGCGGGAGCGUCGGCGCCGCCGGCACCAAGACCUUCCGCUCGAAGGCGGAGAUCAAAGCCCGCGCGGAGCGGAAACAGGCGAGGACGAUCGCCCAGGCGGCGAAAGCGGCGGAGAAAACCCGCCGGCGCGAGGAGAAGCGACGGCUCCGGCGGGAGCGCAACGCCGCGAACAAUCUGUUCGUCGACUCCGAUGACGAGGAGGAGUUGGAGACCGAGUCCGAGUCGGAAUCUUCCUCGGAAGGAGACGAGGAUUCCGAUCUCGACUCGGAUGGCGACGACGAGGGUGAUGCGAAGAGGGCGAAGAGGAGAGGUCUCAAUCGCUUCGGCCUCGCGUUCCAGGAGACGGUCGAGCAGACGGGCGCGAGGGUCCGGCUGGAUUCCUUCGAACAUAGCGUCGUCGAAGUCGCCAAGGAGGAUCUCGCGAGGUUUCUGGAGGCGUUGAGCACGAAGGCUGUUGUUGGGUAGGAAGGGAACUUUUCGGCAUUUAUCGAUUGUUGUUGUUCUUUUCGGACACGCAGGAAAUAUUCCCCUCUGAUUGUCGGUCCCUGCUUGUUGGCUAUUGCUACUUAUUGUUGUUG